Molecule: messenger RNA, 1272 nt
Organism: Lingula anatina
Lineage: Eukaryota; Metazoa; Brachiopoda; Lingulata; Lingulida; Lingulidae
Product: heat shock protein 27-like
Biological process (GO): response to heat; protein refolding
Cellular component (GO): cytoplasm; nucleus
Source: RefSeq, a predicted model, not a curated record
GUGUUCUAGAUCUGCAUGGAUUCGAGUCGUUUCGGGUCAAGGUAAAAAAACAGCAUUCCACGGGUUCUAGAAGGCUGGUCGCUGUGUAUAAAAGCGUCGCAACGUGACAGCUGCACAGAUCAAAGACAACUUGCUUACCAAAGCCUCCGAGAGAGAGAGAGAGACGAUACGAGCGAACACUCCAUUUACUACUACCACUGCUGUACUUACACAGUUUGUCGUGAAGCAAGAUGAGUUUGCUACCGCUUUUGCUCGAGCCAUUCGUUGAAGAGAGGGCAGUUCGAGAUCCCUGGACCGAAAUGCGACGUGACAUGGAUCGCAUGAACCGCCAGAUGCACCAAAUGUACCAUCACAUGUUCCAAAACUACCCAGGACAAGUGCGUGGAAUGCAAGAAAACCACUGUCAAAACUACCCCAUCGUGGAAGAGGAUGGUAAUAAGAAGCUGAGGUACGUCUUUGAUGUUCAUCAAUUUAAGCCAGAGGAACUGGACGUUAAAACCAAGGGCAAUCUAGUCACCGUCGAGGCCAAGCACGAAGAGAGCGGCGAGGGAAGAUCCCUUUUCCGCCAGUAUUCCCGUACUUUCACUUUGCCAGAGGGCGUGGAACCGAAAAGCUUGACCUCUGCCCUUCGUCCAGACGGACUGCUGACCCUUGAGGCGCCUGUCCCUGAGAACAUGAUCGAGGACAAGCCAAAGGAACGCAAGAUUGCAAUCCAGCACACAUAAUUUAAACUGUAUAUAUUAAUUUGUAGUGCACGAACUAUCACCUUCCCCUCGAUCUCUAAUCUACAUGUACUAGUAUGCAUGUGACUGAUGAGAUGCAUGCAGUUCUGUGUAUACAGACUGACAUUGUAGACCGGUGUCUUGACUUGAUCAACCAUGUGAGAUGUGCUUGAAAAUUUGGACAGUAAUUUUUUUGCACAAGAAGUGACUGUUUGCAGAGAUGACGUUUAUGAUGGAAUCAUGAUUAGAAAUUCUAUUUCAUUUUUUUUUUUCGUGAUUAAUCACAAAAGCUGCAGCAAUUAAGUUGAGUAAGGAGAUUAUUAUGCAUAAAGCAUUUAUUUCCAACAAAUGUUACCUGCAAGCAAAUGAUUAUUUGUCAUUUUAUACAAUCCAAUACAGAUUUGAAGCUUACUUAAUUGUUUUAAGUUUUUUAUGGUGACAUCAAUGUUCAGUGAUUUUAUAGUGUUUGUUAAAAUGUUACAACAUGUGUUAAGAGAACAUGUAAAUGUUAUUUUUGAUUUCUGUUCUUCCAAUAAAUUGAUAUAUUUUA